Sinocyclocheilus anshuiensis is the source of this 1891-nucleotide messenger RNA. RefSeq names its product SET and MYND domain-containing protein 5-like. The transcript is spliced from 14 exons. The coding region runs from base 63 to 1286 and encodes 407 amino acids. Gene Ontology annotation, biological process: negative regulation of gene expression, epigenetic. Gene Ontology annotation, molecular function: protein binding; histone H4K20 methyltransferase activity. The record is from RefSeq and is a predicted model, not a curated record. NCBI's taxonomy places the organism in Eukaryota, Metazoa, Chordata, Actinopteri, Cypriniformes, Cyprinidae.
UUUAUCCCAUGUACACUAUUGGUCAAUCCGAGAGGUUAAAGGUUGAUAUGUAAAUAUACAACAUGGCGGCGCCCAUACAUGACAUGUUUUCUCGCUGCGUGGAUCCUGCCAAAGCCAGUAAUUGCGUGGAGGUCCGAUUUAUCGAUAAUGUCAAGGGCAAAGGAUUAUUCGCGAAAAAACCCUUAAAAAAGGGUGGCACCAUUUUUAUUGAGCAACCUCUAGUGUCAUCUCAGUUCUUGUGGAAUGCCUUGUACAAAUACAGAGCGUGCGAGUACUGUCUGCGUGCUCUGGAGACAGCGGAGGAGAACGCCAGGCGCUUGAGCGGUCUGCCGGCUCUCGGUCUGCCUCAGCCGGAGCUGUGUAAAGUGCGUCCGGAUCGACACCAGGCCUGUCCACACUGUCAGAACACUGGAGAAGUGUUGCGGUUGCUUGAUUGUUGGGGUUUGAAGGCUGCUAGUGCAAAGGCCUUGAAGAGUGUGCAUUACCCUCCGGAAACUUCCAGUAUCAUGAUAAUGGCAAGGAUGGUGGCCACCAUCAAGCAGGCUCAAAAUAAGGGACGCUGGCAGAGGCUGUUCUCUCAUUUUUGUAGCCGUACAGCAAACGAAGAGGAGGAAAUAGUUCAUAAAUUGUUGGGAGAGAAGUUUCAGGGCCAGCUGGCCUUGCUGCGUGAUCUCUUUACUACAGCGCUGUACGAGGAUGGCCAGCUGGCCUUGCUGCGUGAUCUCUUUACUACAGCGCUGUACGAGGAUGGUCUCAGUCAGUGGUUCACCCCAGACGGUUUUCGCUCUCUAUUUUCACUUGUUGGGACCAAUGGUCAGGGUAUUGGCACCAGUUCUCUGAGUCAGUGGGUUCAUGCGUGCGACGCGCUGGAGCUUCCCAGCCAGCAGAGGGAGCAACUGGACGCUUUCAUCGACCAGCUGUACAAGGACAUCGACACAGAAACUGGCGAUUUCCUCAACUGCGAGGGCUCCGGUCUUUUCCUGCUGCAGAGCUCUUGUAACCACAGCUGCGUUCCCAAUGCAGAGGCGUCUUUCCCCGACAACAACUUCCUCCUCCACCUCGGCGCCCUCAGCGACAUCAGCCCCGGAGAGGAGAUCUGUAUCAGCUACCUGGACUGCUGCCAGCGAGACAGGAGUCGUCAUAGCCGGCACAAGAUCUUGAGGGAGAAUUACUUAUUCGUCUGUUCCUGUCAGAAGUGCAUGUCCCAGAUGGAUGAUGCAGAUAUGACAUCCGAGGAUGAGGAGGAAGCUGAAGGCGAAACGGAGGAUGAAAUGACCGAUGUGUGAUUUCACUCCGGUUUCUCGGCUCAGACCUGUUUGUCUGUGGACCUUUCCGAUGUGAUCCUGACCCCAUCGAAGGGCCUAAUAUCUACAGCAGCUGAGAAACCAACAUCACACUUACAGUCUGGCUGUUAUAACCCUAAUAUCAAAGCCUAUGCAAAAUAUAAGUGUGCUGUUUUUAUCAUGUGCUUCUUUGUCAUGAUUUCUACCAUGCAAUGUCUCAUAGGAUGCAAGAGGACACUGGUUUCAUGUGCAGGAUCGGUUAAACAUUUUUUGGUUUUGACCCCAUGAUGUGCUCGAUAAAGCAAGUAGCUCCAAACAAAAACUGUGACCAAGCAUGAAACACGAUCUGUUUGUGCACUAAUGGGUUAUAUUAUACAAUAACCUUUCAAAAGAACAUGAAUUGCACAUGAACAGGAGAAACUGUACAGUCAGCGGAUCAAGAGAAGUGUUCAUGUUACUUUAAAGUGACUGUAAAUCAACCAGAAAUCAAAACUGACCCUGUUUACUUAUUCUAUACACAUAACUUCUCUUUAUAAUCUUAUGUAUGCAAAGAUUUGAUCCACCUUUCAAACGAUUUUUCUUUUCAGCUGACGUCACUUGGGUCACAC